AUGACCUCGACAAUCACUUUUCCAGCGAUAGAAUCGCAGCGCGCCAGUCAAGUGUCCUUGCUUUCCCGGCACGCCGCGAGCGCACUCGAGGUUUGCGAACUCGUGUACGGGACCGCAGACAGCACUUCAUGGGACGUUCUCGAGCGAUUCUACGAAUCUGCCUGGGCAACAUAUCCGCCUUGCUCCAGGAUUAGUCUUUCAUUUCCUGACAUAACGACAAAAAGCUACGAAAACCCGUUUGUCACGGCGACGUCUCGUAGAGUUACGCGCGACCUGUUUUCGCUAUAUCAUCAAAUAUCACACCUGGAUCUCCCGAAACCGUUACCUACGCUAUGCCACAUUCUCCGCACGGCAGCAGGACGCCCGUCCAACCUAUCGGGGAACUCGUGUUUCCCGAUCAUACGCACUUGGACCGAAAUGGGAGAUGUAUGCGAGAGUGAAAGCUUUGAUCACCACAAACGAGCCGUGGUAGAACAUAUCUUGCAUGUCCUAUUCCUACCGGACAUACAUGACAACACAGCCGACAAUACACGCACGCACGACGGAAAUGAGCCUCACAGCUCUCAUCAUCAUGAUCACUCUGGCGACUCCCUCCAUCGACCCCUCUCUCACCUCUCGGUCUCGUCAGAUCUUAGUGGCGGAUCGUCGUCGCGGCCUACGCUUCCGCAUUCCCCUGCGUUGCCCGUCUUCGGCACCGAUCUGACCGUCCCCAGUCCGCUCCACUUCAAGUUCCACAUCCUCACGAAACUUGAAUUUAAUGAGCAAGGCAGAAUUGUCCAUCACCGCGACUUUUGGGAUAUCAGCAAUGUGAUGCAGUUAUUUCCCGGCGGGCCGCUUUCCCAUUGGAUAGGCACUAGGCUUGCCGCACAAGGCCUCUCGAUGGCCUCUCGCCUUGGCCAUUGGGCCUUGGGAGGGGUAGGAGCACUAUCGGGAGCCCGACUGGCGGAAGACACGAGCAAUCUCACACGCGAUCAAGAAAGCUGUGGUGGCCAAAGAAAACCGUUUACUCGCUGA
Stereum hirsutum FP-91666 SS1 is the source of this 1014-nucleotide messenger RNA. RefSeq lists its product as uncharacterized. NCBI's taxonomy places the organism in Eukaryota, Fungi, Basidiomycota, Agaricomycetes, Russulales, Stereaceae. The transcript has 4 exons. The coding region runs from base 1 to 1014 and encodes 337 amino acids. The record is from RefSeq and is a predicted model, not a curated record.